UAAACAAACACGCGUUUUGUUUUAUUGUCUAUUAUUUUAGCAAAUUCUUUAAAAAAAAUCUUUAAAUCAUGGUCCAAGGAAAGUUUAAAAAGGCUAAAAUACCAGCCAGUAUCCAAAAGAAACAAAAGCAAAAGAAUGCUCCUGCCUUUACCAGACGUUCAAAUGCCCCCAUCCAGGCCAAAAAAGCAAAAUUUAAUGAAAACCAAAAGAUUAAACAUGCUAUUUCCAAGACCCUCAACAAGUCGGUAGAAAAUGAAAUGCGUUCCCGUGCCAUGGCGGGACACAUCAACUUGAGCAAAGCACAACAGGCGGUGGCGAAACAUAAUACAAAUGUUGUAGCACCCUCCACUUCGACAGCUGCUGAGUAGUCUAUUCUUAAACUGGGGAAUAGAUUCUUAGUCAAAGUAAUUUUUUUAGUUUAACUUUCUGUGACAUAUUUUGCAAAUAAAGUUUCUUUUGGUAGUUAAGGCGGAA
Calliphora vicina (urban bluebottle blowfly) is the source of this 474-nucleotide messenger RNA. RefSeq lists its product as uncharacterized. The transcript has 2 exons. Lineage: Eukaryota; Metazoa; Arthropoda; Insecta; Diptera; Calliphoridae. The coding region runs from base 69 to 368 and encodes 99 amino acids. The record is from RefSeq and is a predicted model, not a curated record.